AAUAUAGAUAAUGGGCUGUGUGCAAUGCAAGGAUAAAGAAGCAACGAAACUCACAGACGACCGAGACACCAGCAUCUCCCAGAGUGCCACGGUCUACCGCUAUGGCGCCGACCCCACGCCGCAGCACCAGCUAUACCCCAGCUUCGGGGUCACCGCCAUCCCCAACUUCAACAACUUCCAGGCGCCCGUCGGCCAGGGGAUGACCGUCUUCGGAGGGGUCAACACCUCCUCCCACACCGGGACCCUACGCACCCGUGGCGGAACAGGAGUCACGCUCUUCGUGGCACUUUACGACUACGAGGCGCGGACAGAGGACGACCUCAGCUUCAGGAAAGGGGAGAAGUUUCAGAUUAUCAACAGCACUGAAGGGGACUGGUGGGAUGCUCGUUCCCUUACCACUGGUGAAAAUGGCUACAUUCCCAGUAAUUACGUGGCUCCAGUGGACUCCAUCCAGGCUGAGGACUGGUACUUUGGGAAACUGGGCCGGAAGGAUGCAGAGAGACAGCUGCUGUUCACUGGUAACCCCCGUGGCACCUAUCUCAUCAGGGAGAGCGAAACCACAAAAGGUGCCUUCUCCCUGUCCAUACGAGACUGGGAUGACGUGAAGGGAGACCACGUGAAGCAUUAUAAGAUCCGUAAGCUGGACAGCGGAGGUUACUACAUCACUACCAGGGCUCAGUUUGAGACCCUGCAGCAGCUGGUGCAGCACUACUCAGAGCGGGCCGCGGGGCUGUGCUGUCGCUUGGUAGUGCCCUGCCACAAAGGGAUGCCCCGCCUCACCGACCUGUCCGUCAAAACCAAAGAUGUGUGGGAGAUCCCGCGGGAGUCACUGCAGCUCAUCAAGCGUCUGGGGAAUGGGCAGUUUGGGGAGGUCUGGAUGGGAACGUGGAACGGCACCACUAAGGUGGCAGUGAAGACGCUGAAGCCAGGCACCAUGUCUCCUGAGUCCUUCCUGGAGGAAGCCCAGAUCAUGAAGAAGCUCCGCCAUGACAAGCUGGUGCAGCUCUACGCUGUGGUGUCUGAGGAACCCAUCUACAUCGUCACUGAGUACAUGGGCAAAGGAAGCCUCCUGGAUUUCCUGAAGGAUGGGGAGGGACGAGGACUGAAGCUGCCCAAUCUGGUUGACAUGGCAGCCCAGGUGGCAGCAGGCAUGGCGUACAUCGAGAGGAUGAACUACAUUCACAGAGACCUGCGCUCAGCUAACAUCCUGGUCGGGGACAACCUAGUGUGUAAGAUCGCCGACUUCGGAUUGGCCAGGCUGAUUGAGGACAACGAGUACACAGCACGGCAAGGUGCUAAGUUCCCUAUUAAGUGGACAGCCCCGGAGGCUGCGCUGUAUGGGAAGUUCACCAUCAAGUCCGACGUGUGGUCGUUCGGCAUCCUUCUCACUGAGCUGGUCACUAAGGGACGGGUACCCUACCCAGGGAUGAACAACCGGGAGGUGCUGGAGCAGGUGGAGCGAGGGUACAGGAUGCCCUGUCCCCAGGACUGCCCCAUCUCCCUCCACGAGCUCAUGGUGCAGUGCUGGAAGAAGGAUGCCGAGGAGAGGCCCACCUUCGAAUACCUGCAGGCCUUCUUGGAGGACUACUUCACGGCCACGGAGCCACAGUACCAGCCAGGGGACAACCUCUAAACGCUGGCCUCUGGGCUGCGAACAGGACUGGACUGAAUCGUAGCUCUCUGGAGCCCCACCAGGGACCAGGGACCUGUACAUCUUCCUCAACUCAACAGAGCAUCUUUUCUCAACUCUCCUCACUCUCCGUGGCAGACCCUGAGACUCAACAGACUGGAUACCAGAGGGAGGGAGGGAGAUUUGGGUGUGGGUGGGUUUGUGAUGAUGCAAUGAAAUGCCUGUAUUCAAUGUAAAUAUGAACAGCUCGUUUGCUUAACUUUUGGGUUUUAUUUUGUUGGUUUGUUUGUUUGACAUAUUUUCUCCAGCAUAGCAAUGAUGAUGAUGAUGAUGAUGAUGAUGGUGGUAAAGAAAUUAUGACCAUUUCAAAAGUGCACCAUGAGACCAAUAUCUCAAGAUAUCUGGUCUAUUCCAAUCCAGAUUCUCUUCCAAUCCAGAUUCUCUUCCAAUCCAGAUUCUACGGGACAUUCCUUUCUUUGCAAAGUCAUCUGUUUUACCGACUUCAGGCAAGCAUGACAAAGUACUCCAUUGACUUUUUUUUAGCACUGCUUCCCAUGAAGUAAGUUUGAUAUUAUUUUACUUUUAUUUUGUGUAAGAUAGCUUUGUCCUCCUCAUAAUAAUAGAUGUUAGGCUAAUGCUGUAACAAAGUUAUUUUACAAAUAAUGUAUGUUACAUUUUGUAAUUACAGCCAAACGUGUAAGAAUUAUACUUUUGAACAUAUCUCUUCUCGCUUACCAGAUUUUAAGAAAAAUUAAGAAUGGGAAAAAAUCUGUCUUUCCAGUUAUUAGUUAGUGUAUACUGGAAGGAUAUGCAGUUUAUUUAAGAAGAGAAAGAUGUAUGUCUACAUUUAAUGGUUCCAUUUCAUGGUCCUUGUUUACUCCAUGAUGCGUAGCCAUGUACUGGGAAGUCCUAGUGGGUAACGUCUCUUCCUCCCUCUGUGAACAGUGACAUGUCCCCAUCCUCAAUACUCAUGUCCCACCCUAGGUCUGUCUGUAUGAGGCAUAGCACCACCAGUAGGAUCCUUUCUCAGCUCAUUUCUGGACCACUUCCUUUGGAUUACUUUACCUUUUUAUGUUUAAACUGACAUGGAUAUUUUAAGUAUUUGUGUCUUCUGUUUCAGAGUAUGUUUUAUUUAACCUUAAAGCUUUGAGGAAUGGGUUGUACUGUAUCUUCAAAGGGAAUGUUGCAAAGACACUGGUGAAGCAUCCAGCUGUAAAGCUUGACCUUGUUUAGUCUAAAUGUAGUAUUUGUUCUUAUCUUAUGACGGUUUAAGUGAUCAUCAGGAUCUGUUUAAGAUUGAACCCCCUCGUUGUUUUUCAGUUUUACAGCUUAAUGGUUUUAAAAGUGUCAGUAACUUUCCUAGUUUAUUUCUUCCAUUUUCCAUUUUUUUACAUUUCUGUUUUGUUAAUUCAGUGACUUGGCAUUUGAAAUUCAAAAAGAACAAUAAACAUUUUACACUCUU
Coregonus clupeaformis (lake whitefish) is the source of this 3092-nucleotide messenger RNA. Its product is annotated as tyrosine-protein kinase Fyn. Gene Ontology annotation, molecular function: ATP binding; signaling receptor binding; non-membrane spanning protein tyrosine kinase activity. Gene Ontology annotation, cellular component: extrinsic component of cytoplasmic side of plasma membrane. Lineage: Eukaryota; Metazoa; Chordata; Actinopteri; Salmoniformes; Salmonidae. Gene Ontology annotation, biological process: cell surface receptor protein tyrosine kinase signaling pathway; innate immune response; protein phosphorylation. The record is from RefSeq and is a predicted model, not a curated record.